CAGAGGGUUUAAAGAAAGAAUGGUAGACGAGAAACAAGUCGGACUACUGACAUAGAGAAAGAAAGAAAAAGAGGCGAUGGCGAGGGACAGCUGCCUUGCUCGGGUCACAACAGGCGUUGCAGUCGGCGGUGCUGUUGGUGGCGCUGUCGGUGCUGUUUAUGGGACUUAUGAGGCUAUAAGGUAUAAGGUCCCUGGACUUCUGAAAAUUAGGUACAUUGGGCAGACAACACUUGGCAGUGCAGCCAUUUUUGGUCUUUUCUUGGGAGCUGGGAGUUUGAUACAUUGCGGGAAGUCUUAUUGAGAUCCUUUUGUGCCAAGAAGAUUGUCCGUCUUUGUGGAGAAAUUGCCUUUUCACAAAGAUCUGUAGCAUAGGCCCUUUAUUGGAGCAUGGUUUUUUGUCGUUUAAUAUAAUCUUUUAUUUAUGAUGAAAUUUACCUCUCUUCAAUUUUCUCAGAAUCCUGAAGUAGUUUGUAUUUGGUUGGAUUCUUACCUGGCAUGUGUGUGGCUUCUUUGAAUGUUUGUGAAUUCAGUACUUUCAACUAGUUUGCUUUUUGAGCUCA
Molecule: messenger RNA, 560 nt
Organism: Telopea speciosissima
Lineage: Eukaryota; Viridiplantae; Streptophyta; Magnoliopsida; Proteales; Proteaceae
Product: reactive oxygen species modulator 1
Exons: 3
Coding region: 77-301 (74 amino acids)
Biological process (GO): protein insertion into mitochondrial inner membrane; protein import into mitochondrial matrix
Cellular component (GO): TIM23 mitochondrial import inner membrane translocase complex
Source: RefSeq, a predicted model, not a curated record